Corvus hawaiiensis (hawaiian crow) is the source of this 2471-nucleotide messenger RNA. RefSeq lists its product as uncharacterized. Gene Ontology annotation, cellular component: cytoplasm. The transcript is spliced from 15 exons. NCBI's taxonomy places the organism in Eukaryota, Metazoa, Chordata, Aves, Passeriformes, Corvidae. The coding region runs from base 227 to 2347 and encodes 706 amino acids. The record is from RefSeq and is a predicted model, not a curated record.
AGGGCAGACUGUGGGAUUUGGUGCCCCAGAGCUUUUCCGAGGCCCCUCCCAUCCCUGUGGCCGGUGCCCUCAAGGCCAGACCGUUGGCUUUGCUGACCACUAUCCUUGACGAGGAGUCUCCUGUCAUUGUGGCAGGAGCCCUUGAGAACACAGUGCAGGACUUGCUGUCCUGUGGCAUUCCCAAAACUUCUGUCUUGUGGGUGCCUUCAAGGCACGACUGCGGAACAUGAUGAGUCAGAGCUCUUCUGAGAUCUCUCUCCAGGAAGUCACCUUAAAUCCCAUUGGUGACAUGGAGCAGAGACCCCCGAUCGUGCCUAAACUGGCCUGGGUGGAGGAGGAAGAAGGCCCUGGAGCUGCCCCAGAAGAGCAGCCUGCAGAGGUGGAGCAGUUCCAGCUGCCGCAGGAGGAUGCAGCCCUGGACCGAACACAAGAGCAGGACGGUGCCCACGGCCGCUUCCGCAGAGCAGCGCAGGAAGAGACCAGCAUCGUGGGCACUGGGUCCAUGGAAAACUGUGACGUCUACAGCACCGAUACCAGUGCUGCCAUGCUGGAUUUGCUUGUGCAGAGGAGUGUCUCUGUUGCAAAGCAAGUGCCCGCCAUGGUCAGGGACAUCCACCAGUGGCUCAUGGCCAAUGAGUCUGAUGAGCAGAGUCUGGACAGGACCCUGCUGGAGCUGGCUGAGGCACACCCAGCCGAUGUGGGGAUAACUCUGCUGCGUGUGGCCCCAUCAUGUGACAGGUAUGGGGCCCACCUGCCCACAGGGCUCACCAGCCCAUCACCCUGCGGAGCCUGUCCCAGGUGUCUGACAAACAGAGAGUCCAGGGCCCUCUGGCUCCUCCAUUUCCCAGCCCUGGCAUGCCAGCCCCCGAGCCUGCUUCCAUGCUCCCUCCCUCAGGCUCCCUCAGGCGCCAGUUCCUACAGGGUGUUCUUCAGUACAGUGGAGAUGACAGAGAAGGUCGAUAACUUGUGGAGACUAUGCCAGGAGGAACACGGCCUUGUCACCAACCCCAGCAGGUUUGCAGUGCAGACCUUGAAGGUUCUGCUCUGCCGACUGGAGUAUGAGCAUGUGGUGGUGGCAGUGCAAUGCAAGCGUGGCUGGGAUGCGCUGCUCUGUGCUGACACCCACCCCUAUGCCGUGGCUCUGCUGGCCAGAGGGUCUCGUCACCGAGGGACGGCUGAGCUGACCAGGAAAGGCCGGGAGAGGAGGGUGCCCAGGAGCAGCCGCCUUCCAGAGGGCACAAGUCCCCUGGCAGGGUGGUCGGGAAAGAAAGACGAGACCUCUAUCGCACGCCACCUCCUUGAGCUGCUCAGCAGGGUGGAGCCAAAGUGGGAUCUGCCUGCCCUGGCGUUCCUUGUGGAGGUGCUCAAGUGCCUGGACUUGAGGGAAUGUGGUGACAGUGUUGUGGAGAUCUCAUCAAAAUACCUGCAGAGCGAGCGCAGACAGAUGCGUCGCCUGGCACUCAGGGCCCUCCUCGUGCUCAGAGGCGAUCCCUCAGUGGUGAGAAGGGGGCAGCGGCUGAAGCUGCGCUGGCACCCCUUGUGUUCCACACGGGCCGAAAGAACGUGGAGCCUGACUGAAAGCCUUGUGAAGCUCCUGCGGGAAAAUGCCAGUGACGUGGUUGGGAUGAGCAUCAUUGUACUCAGCAGUGUGCUUACGUAUAAUGGCGCCCCAAUACCACACCCCAUCGCCCUGCAGCUGGCUGAGGCGCUCCUGCCACUCUUUGACAACGAUGAUAGCCAGGUGCAGCUGCUGUCCAUGUCUGUCUUCCGGACUUUGAUGUCUCUUGUGGCAGAAGAAGGAGAAAAGCCUCUGAAGACACAAGUGUGCAGGAGUCUGGUCCCGCUCUUCUUCCACUGUCAUGAUGAGAACCGGCAUGUGGCAGAGGCCUCUCAGGGAACGCUGCUUUGUGUGGCCAAGUUCCUGAAGAGGAAGGAUUUUGAAAAGCCGCUGAAGAAGCAGCAGCUGUGGAAGUUUGCCGAGUGCCUGCUGGCAGAGGACAGGAGCCGAGUGGCCAGGCACCUGUACCAGGCCAUCAACUACGUGGACAGCCCGCAGGAGUCCCUGCGAGAGGCGGCCGUCGGGUUCAUCGAGAUCGCUGCACGGCGCUUGAGGAGGCAAUCGUCAGAUUUCCGCUUCAUCUGGUUAGCCCUUGAACAUAUGAGGAGAGAUGUGAGCCCUGCCAUCAGAAGCCUGGCUCUGCAAACACUGUUUGCCCUUGGCAUAGCGGACACCGGUCCAUACCCCCUAGUCCAGAGGCUGCAAGAUCAGCUCCGCAGGGCAUGGGAGACACGGCCUCGUCUGCCGGGCCUUGGCUGCCUGCGCUUCUGGAGUUCUGUGUGGAGGUGAUCUGGGAGGCUCUGUCUGCUGGGCCCACCUGAGCCAGCAAGGAUUUUCCUUUUCUUUAGGAUUGCUCUUUUUUCUUUUCAUUUUUCUUUAGUGUGUGAAUAUAGAAUGUGUUAUAAUACACAGA